Salvelinus sp. IW2-2015 is the source of this 2015-nucleotide messenger RNA. Its product is annotated as crystallin J1B-like. The record is from RefSeq and is a predicted model, not a curated record. NCBI's taxonomy places the organism in Eukaryota, Metazoa, Chordata, Actinopteri, Salmoniformes, Salmonidae.
AACCGUCUCAGUAUAUCUGGGCAGUCCUCCAGCGUCAGAUGACACAACGUCAGUCAAGUUUUCAAAACAACAUCAGUGUGAUGCUGGGGGGAGAAUAAGAAGAAAACUAUGAUGGCUUCAACUGUGGCAGAGAGAGCCAUAGGAGCAAUCAUUGGAGCAGCUGUGGCAGACGCAGCAGCCCAGCCCAUGCAUUGGAUUUACAACCCAGAGCGACUGAAGGAGGUUCUGUCAGAUCUGGAACCGUGUCCAGAGUUCCGCCCUCAGUCAGCUAACCCGUUCUACCGCAGAGAGACCGGAGAGCAGACGUGCUACGGAGACCAGGCCUACGUACUGCUAGAGUCACUCAGUCAAUGUGGAGAUGUGAACGUGGAGGACUUGACCAAGCGCAUCUACAAGUUCUUUGGCCCAGACACUGUGUAUGAUCUUCCUCUCAAUAACCCAUACAGACAAAAGAACGGUCCUAAAGCUGUCCUCCCCAUUGAUGGCCCUUGGAGAAACGCAAGCCUCAAAGCCUUCAUGAGGAACGUGGAUGCAGGAAAAGAAAAGACAGGAUGUGAUGUGGACUGUCAGAUGGACGGGGUCACCAAGAUGGCUCCCGUUGUGGCGAUGUUUGCUGGGAUGCCGGAGAUGUUGGAGAAGGUGGAGACAGCCAUACGUGUAACCCAGAACAACGAUAUGUGUGUGGCCAUGACACUGGCUGCAGCAAGGUUCCUGGAGCAUUUCAUCCUGAAUGGUUCUGACCCCAAUGCUCUGGACUCAGUGUUGGCCCAGCUCAACAACCCAAACAGAAACAACCCUCAGGACCUGGACAGGGCUGUUAUUGCACAAAUCUGUCAGGUGAAGGACAACUUAGCCAAGCAUUCCCCAGAGCUGAUACCUGCUGUGUUCACUAACACAUGAGCCUUGCCAGGUGCAUUCCAGGGAGCGCUGCAUGGGGUCCUGACACUGAGCCAGCUGGAGGAGGCAGUCAGGGGAACCAUGCGCCGCGGGGGAUGCACCGCCAGUAGGGCCUCAUUCAUAGGGGCCUGUUUUGGAGCACAGACAGGUCUUCAGGGAAUCCCAGAGUCUUGGAAGAACAGGACCCUCAAAUAUCCUGUGCUGCUGGGACUGGCUAAGAAAGUUGUAGGCUCACAGCAAGCCUAGAUUUGGCACAUCACGUUAAAGGCAGUUAUGCAAAUGUAUAUUACUAAAUUAAUGUAUUGCUAGAGCUGAUUAACAUAACCAGUCCAACAUAUUAUUAGGGAAUAUGAAUUAUGUAUUGAUUAUGUAUAAAAAAAAUUACAACUGCUUUGUAAGCCCAUUUUAUAACACAGUUGUACUUUGACAAAACAGUUUAUGAAAGUUACAUUCUAAAGUAACAUUUGACGGAUGUAACUUGAACCUUGUUGCUCUGUCAAAGCUGCAGUAUGUUGCAAAAUGAUGAGUAUAUGGAAUAUGGAAUAUUCUUGUCAUGUAUACAUUAGGAUUAAAAGAGGAAGGAUACUUGUGAACCAUUUUUGUGGUAACUGAGUACAUAAAAUGAAUUAACACAGCAUCUAAACAAAAUUAGGAAGAUUACAAAUAGCAUUUGUGUGUUGUAGUGCUUGCAUGUAUAGGAAAUUAUUAACUUAUCACAUAUUGCAGUUGUUUACUUCACCUUAGCUACAGCUCUGAAAUACUGUCUCUAUGGUUUUGGGUGGUUUUUCAGUUGAAAUAACCUCUGCUCCGGUUAGAGAAACUGAGGGCUUGCAAUAAUUUAAAGAACAGAAAUGUAUUUUGCAAAAGAGGAAAUGAAUUUCAGCAAGUUUCAAUACUCUCUAUCUCUUUCUCUCUCUGGCAUGGGUUCUGUUGAAGUGAAAUAACAGAGACACAGAGAUUUACCGUGCUGAAACAACUGAAGGGACUGCAACUUAUCCCUCCCUCAAAGGAGUUAGUCUGUUUUCUUAAAACUGCUGACUUCCAUAUUACCAUGUUCUCAAUGGCUCCUCUGAUGAUUUUGAAUAUACUCUCUGCAUAAAAUGAAGCCAAUAUCUUAA